This is a messenger RNA of Haplochromis burtoni (Burton's mouthbrooder), 4351 nucleotides long. RefSeq names its product GTF2I repeat domain containing 1 (gene gtf2ird1). The coding region runs from base 413 to 3457 and encodes 1014 amino acids. Gene Ontology annotation, molecular function: DNA-binding transcription factor activity. NCBI's taxonomy places the organism in Eukaryota, Metazoa, Chordata, Actinopteri, Cichliformes, Cichlidae. The record is from RefSeq and is a predicted model, not a curated record. Gene Ontology annotation, cellular component: nucleus. The transcript has 27 exons.
UCCUUUCCGUGUACAUUUUGCUCUCUGAGGGUUUUUCCAGAGGUUGCUCCGUUAAUCCUGUAUGUAAAUUGCAGCCAAUAGAUGCUGUUGUUGAGUUGGGCUGGGAUUAGCAGGAGGCGAAUGAGUUUCAAUUUUACUGGAUUACAGAACAAAGAAAGGGGAAAGGGACACCCUGCUCUGUUAAGGGGAAAAAACAGACAUAAAACUAAGAAAAAAAAAUACACAAAUAGCAGACAACGGGACGUGAGCUCGAAGUCGUCGUUGUGAUGAUCCGGAUUACGAUGUUUUAGCAGAUGGCACAGCUACAUUGUGGAUGGGAAUUGUGAGCGUUUCUGAUGGAUUAAAACGGGGGAAUAAACCUAUUCCGGGAUUGACAGCAGCAACAAGGCUAUUUAAUCGCUAAUUAAGAGGCAUGGCUCAGAUCAGGAAGCUGGCAUGCGACGGCAUCAGGACGAACUCCCGCGGCGAGCCACAGGUCCCGCUGGUGUCAGCCAGACAGGAGAUCCUCACCAGCCUGGUGUCUGCCCUCGACUCAGUGUGCAUGGCGAUGUCUAAACUAAACGCCGAGGUGGCGUGCGUCACCGUGCACGAGGACAGCGUGAUCGCCGUCGGCACAGAAAAGGGGAGAGUGUUCCUCAACUCCAGGAGGGAAAUCCAAACAGACUUCUACAAGUUUUGCCGGGUGCCAUGCCUGCAAAAUCUGACUGCAGCAAAUUCCCAUACCAAAGACCAGGAGAGCGAUCUCAGCAAACUGAGUAAGGAUGCUGAACAUGGGAAACCGAGAGCUCCAUCAGAUGCCCAGUCCAACAUCUUUGUUCUGAGGAAGAUGGUGGAGGAGGUCUUCACUGUGCUCUACAGUGAGGCUAUGGGAAAGAGCAGCCUGGUCCCUGUGCCUUAUGAGUGGAUCCAGAAGGACCCCGGCUGCGUGGUGGCUCAUGGUUUGCCUGAGGGAGUCGCCCUGAAGAAGCCCUCUGAGUAUGACACCAAGACACUGAUGAAGAUCCUGGAGCAGAGCCAUCGCAUCCACUUCACCGUGAAAAGGCAACCGGACGAUUUGUCUCGAGAAACCAAGUCUAGCACUGAUGUCAAUCACAACGCUUCCACUGCGGUCAUGACGCAAAGCAGCCACGGCCCAGCGAAGACGACCGCGCAAGCAGUCACGUCGUCAAGUCCCGCCACUUCCAGCAACUCUGUUCUGUCAAACUUCCUGUACGGCAUGCCCAUGUCCUCCAAACCCCACCCAGACGGCAAGCUGGAUUUCAAACCCAUGUCUCUCCUCAACCUGGGCAAGGACAGGCUGGCCAACUGGACACCUGGGUCAGAGAAGAGCACAUCUGUGAAAGACAGUGCUAACACUGAUGAGACCACAAGGCUACCUGGUGAGCAGGGUCAGAGCCCUACUGGCAUCCACAUCUCAAAGAGGCUACUCUUUUCCAUCGUGCAUGAAAAAUCAGAAAAAUGGGACGCGUUCAUUCGGGAAACAGAAGACAUCAACACGUUGAGAGAGUGUGUUCAGAUCUUGUUCAACAGCAGAUACGCUGAGGCAUUGGGUCUAGAUCACAUGGUGCCUGUCCCCUACCGCAAAAUAGCCUGCGAUCCAGGGGCCGUGGAGAUCAUCGGCAUCCCCGACCAGAUCCCCUUCAAGAGACCGUGCACAUACGGAGUCCCCAAGCUCAAACGCAUCCUGGAUGAGCGCCACGGAAUCCGCUUUAUAGUCAAACGAAUGUUUGAUGAGAGGAUCUUUACCGCUGCUGGCAAGAUUGCAAGGGAGGAGGGCAAGCACGACCUGGGCUCUACGCCCGAAGACAGCUUCCCUGACAAUCUGAGCAUCCCACCCACCACAGCCGAGCUGGUCAGCAAUCCUCACAGCAGCAGAUCAACCAGUGCUUGUGUGAGUCCCUUGGCUGAGUGCGAAGCAGGUCCUUCAGGAGAUUGCAUUCCUUUGAGGAGGAUUAAAACAGAGCCUCCAGACGGGGAAAUCAUUCAAGUUACGGUGCCAGAUGCCGGCACGAGUGGGGAGGAGCCCAGCGAGUCUGUGGCCGAGCCCGUCGCCGCCGCACCGUGUCCAGCCACAGCCUCGCCCUCUGCUCCAUCUGCCUCGUCUGCCCCGUCUGCCCCGUCUGCCCCGCCCCCCGCUCCUUCGGCUCCCCACCACUCAAUGGAAAACCACGCAGCUGAAGCUCUGUCACCCACCGCUGCCCCGCAGAGCAUAAGAAGAUCUUCUGAAGCAGGGAGCCUGGUGGAGGACAUCGGUGAAAUGAUUCUUCAGCUGCGGAGACAAGUGGAGAGCAUCUUCAGCAUUAAGUAUGCUGAAGCCCUGGGCCUUCCUGAACCAACCAAGGUGCCGUACUCCAAAUUCCAGAUGUACCCUGAGGAUCUGUAUGUAACCGGGCUGCCAGAGGGAAUCUCUCUCCGAAGACCCAACUGUUUCGGAGCAGCCAAACUACGCAAGAUCCUGGCUGCCAGCAGUCAGAUCCAGUUUGUUAUCAAAAGACCCGAGCUCUUAGCUGAGCAGGUAAAACAAGAGAUGCCUUCCAUCCCGAUCUGUGAUUCAGAGCUGGAUGCCAAGGAUGCAGCACCAGUAACGGAGGACACUGCGGCUGUAUCCAAGAGACCUGGAUUCUCAGAGUGCUUGGAGUCCAAGCUGUCCAGAAUCGACCUGGCCAACACGCUGCGAGAGCAGGUCCAAGAUCUCUUCAACAGGAAGUAUGGGGAGGCAUUGGGCAUCAAGUACCCCGUCCAAGUGCCUUACAAAAGGAUCAAGAACAACCCGGACUCGGUCAUCAUCGAGGGCCUUCCCCCCGGCAUCCCCUUCAGGAAGCCCUGCACCUUCGGCUCCCAGAACCUGGAGAGGAUCCUGGCUGUCGCUGACAAAAUCAGCUUCACCAUCACCAGACCAUUUCAAGGACUUAUUCCAAAACCAGCACCUCGACGAGUCACUUUACUAAAGAAGGCCUACGCUUCAAUAAAUGAUGAUGACGACAUUAACCGCAUGGGGGAGAAAGUAGUCCUUCGAGAGCAAGUCAAGGAACUCUUCAACAAGAAAUACGGUGAGGCUCUGGGCUUAGAUCGCUCCGUCGUGGUCCCGUACAAGCUAAUCCGCGGCAGUCCAGAGUCUAUAGAAGUUAGUGGCCUUCCAGACGAAAUCCCUUUCCGAAACCCAAACACCUACGACAUCGUGUGCCUGGAGAAAAUCCUUCAAGCCGCAGAUAAAAUAACAUUCAACAUCAAGAGCCAGCUACAACCUUUUGCAGAAAUCUGUAGCCAAGCUUGUAACACAGGAACAGACGCCUCCACUAAUCGACGGAAACGCAAGAGAGUCCAGGAGAGCAACCAAGUGCCUGCCUCCUCCGACCUGGGAAUAUCAAGCAAUCAGAUUCCAGUGAUGCAGUGGCCCAUGUACAUGGUGGACUACAGUGGAGUGAACGUGCAGGUUCCCGGGAAAGUCAAUUACUGAAGGAGGAACCAGGGCGGCAGCAAAGGGAUUCAAGGAGGAGUUUGUCAACACUCGCCACUCUUCCACAGUGCAACACUAACACUUUACCAGUGCUACAACUUAACGAUCUCUCCAGACUGAAUACAGAGAGCUGCAGGUUUGACUCUGAGAAUGAUGCUCGAGUGUUGAGGAACAACAGAAUGUAUGUGGGUCGAAACGUUGCAGGGCAGAUGUCGGCUCGACGGGACUGCUAUCAGCUGGUCGCGACAGUAAUGUUGUUGUUUUUUUUUACAAACUGCAAAUAUUACCGACGUCGUGUUAUUUGCCCUUGCAUUUUAUAAAAUGAGUCAUGCUGUUGUUUUCCAGCAUUUGGUUGCAAUGUAUUACUGACAGAAAAUGUCUUUCAUAAUGAUAUGGUUCCAUAUUAUUCAGAUAUUUGUACUUUUUAUUUAUUAUAUUUAUUAUUAAAAUAUAACAUUAUGUGCAGGGAUGUAAAAUAUAUUAUUCUGUUACACAGCUCUUCGAGGAACUAUCACAACACUAACAGAUGCUACUAGCACUCAGUAACUACAGGUAACCGCUGAAAACAUGAUUAAAAUGAAGUGUCUUAAUUGGGUGUUGGGGUGACGGCAAGAUUUUAGAAAUUAAAGGAGACAAAACGGACUCAGAGUCUGCCCCACGGAGCAGGGAAAACCUCUGCUCGCAUUGAAAACGAGACACUCGGUAAACAGCCUUUUUUAUGUUAGCACUACAUUAACGAUUUGUAAAAUAUUGUCAUAUUAAGUCAGCCUGAAUGUAUCAUGUAAAGAAAAGAAUGGUAUGUUAUUCUGCGGUGACUGUCUCUGGACUAACAAUAUUUAAUAUGCUGUACCUUAACGCCAAUUAGGCCUUUGAAAUAAAAUGUGUUGCCUUGCA